Messenger RNA from Nicotiana attenuata, 730 nucleotides. RefSeq lists its product as uncharacterized. The record is from RefSeq and is a predicted model, not a curated record. Gene Ontology annotation, cellular component: nucleus; cytoplasm. Bases 163 to 507 code for a protein of 114 amino acids. The transcript has a single exon. Lineage: Eukaryota; Viridiplantae; Streptophyta; Magnoliopsida; Solanales; Solanaceae.
AGAAAAUCACAACUUUUUCUCUGGCGCCGUUUCUUAGACCAUUGACCGAAAAUCUUCAUCACACAAUUCCCCACUAUAAAUACCCUUCCCCAAAUUCUCUCCCUCAAAAAUUCAUUUCAUUUCAUUUCAUUUCUCUGAAACUUUAAUCAUUUACUUUAUCCCAUGGCUGAUAUGAAGCAAUCGACGAGCUUUCCCGGUGACCGGCGGCAACCGAGCCGGCUACAACGGCGGGCGCCGGCAUCGAUUCAAAUAAACCGUUCAACCGAUUGGAAUGUGGCGAUACCACUUUUAUCACCGUUGAUUUCAUCGCCGACUUCUCCUGAUUCUAGCAACUUAACUGUAGAAAUUAAUUCCGUUUGCAAUAAGAAGGUGGAGGUAAAGGAGAAGCCGGCGGCGGCGGCGGCGGCGGCGGUUUUAGUGUUUAAGAAGUGGCAACAUCCUGCGACGCCGUUUUGUUACGAGGCGACUCCGUUAGUGCCGUUUGUAUUAUGUACGGAAACAAUCUAACGGCGUUUAUUUUGAGCUAUUUACUUUUCUUAAAAUGUUAUAAAUAAUACUUAGAAGAUUUUGUUUAUAGAUUUCUAUGUACACUGUUGAUAAUUUCUAGCUUUAUUUUGUACCUUUUUUCCCCUUAGUAAUUAGCAUGCUGAUUUUGUAUAACUAGGUGAUUAACAAGUUGUAAGCACAGAGGUAAUUUCAUUUACAUGCUCAUUAUUUGCCGGAAAAUUAA